AACCAAAACAAAUUUUUCAUUUCUUCUAUACUUGAUCUGAGUACUUGAUGUGAGAAAUUGAAAAUGUACAUAUUUUUCGUGUGAAAAGAUUUAAACAGUAUUUCUGCUCGGCCGGAAUUGCGUCAUUACGUCAUUACGUCUCUAGUGGUUAGGAACAGGAUUCUACCUUCUACCACUGAUUAUCAUGUCCGUUGACAGUGCUAGAAAUCCUUUCAUCGAUCUUCCGCUCGAUGCUGGUGCACCGAGCAAUGUUCAAGAUGAUGCUACUCCGGAAGCUCCCGGUCCUGAUGGCGAUGAACUCGAAGAUAUUCCGGCUACGAUGACUGAAUCGUAUAGCGAGAUCGCUUACACACAAAACUUCUUCGGAUCAUCUAAUGUGGACGAGCAGUACGGGGGUAGCUCUAACAAUCCAGGCUCUGGAUCAUCCUCGUCGUCGUCUUCGCAAACUCGGAAACGACCGGAUUCGCUGAUUUGCGAUAAAAUAAAAGACGUCAGUUUUCCGUAUAAUUUGGAAGGAACAGUUCGAGUAGACGGCAAUAUGACACAUUUUGUUGCUGAAAACUUAGAGUAUAAAAUAAAGCUAGCAAGUCCGGUCACCGUAACCCGUAAAGAUUCGUGUAACAUCUCCGGAUCCCGUCAGAGUACCCCGUCGGCUGCUAACGGUGGCUUGGGUGUCCCUAGCAGUUAUGGUAUUAUGCCCAAAGCUCCCCAUUUCAAUAGGAUCGAUCCGAACGUAUUGAAUGAAAUCGAGCGGGAGGCACAAUCGUUGGCUGCUUCCGUGGAUAAUCUCACCGAAAGUCUCUGUUCGGUGCUGCACUCGAUCUCUUCCAUCACGGCAGAUAAUGUGGAAAUUUACAAAAAUGCUGUAACGAAAUUAACCGACUGCAUGGAUGCCAACAUCAAGUGCAUGUACACCAUCAUGGCCAAGGCAGAAGAGAUAUCGAAAGCGAUUAAACCUGCGGAAGCACUGGCUGCGAGGAUACGAGAGAUAAAACGGCUGGUAGACAUGUUUGAGAGUAAUAUAUGAAGUGACGUAGUUCGUAAUCCACAUCAGCUUUCGCAUUCCAUCUCUCUUAAUAAUUAAUUAGUUCCUCCUAUGGCGAUGGAUAGCAACUGGUGUUUGCUUCCACAUGUGUUUGUUUUGUUCGUGAUAGAUAUAAUUUAAUUUAACUUAUUUUAGCUAAGAUUGCUUUACAGCCUAACCCAAGAGAUUAGAUUCGUGUUUUAUUACAUCCGCUAUGUUGUCAGUAACGAA
Messenger RNA from Toxorhynchites rutilus septentrionalis, 1255 nucleotides. It is a transcript of the gene BORCS6, whose product is annotated as BLOC-1-related complex subunit 6. Gene Ontology annotation, cellular component: BORC complex. The coding region runs from base 185 to 1027 and encodes 280 amino acids. The transcript has 3 exons. Gene Ontology annotation, biological process: lysosome localization. NCBI's taxonomy places the organism in Eukaryota, Metazoa, Arthropoda, Insecta, Diptera, Culicidae. The record is from RefSeq and is a predicted model, not a curated record.